This is a messenger RNA of Boeremia exigua, 1485 nucleotides long. Its product is annotated as Deuterolysin metalloprotease family-domain-containing protein. Bases 1 to 1485 code for a protein of 494 amino acids. Gene Ontology annotation, molecular function: metalloendopeptidase activity. The record is from RefSeq and is a predicted model, not a curated record. The transcript has 4 exons. Gene Ontology annotation, biological process: proteolysis. NCBI's taxonomy places the organism in Eukaryota, Fungi, Ascomycota, Dothideomycetes, Pleosporales, Didymellaceae.
AUGAAGUUCCAGCUUUCCGUUGCCGCCCUGGCUGCCGUUGCCUCUGCCGCCUCCGUCGAUGUCAACAAGCGCGCUACUCCCUUGAGCAUCAAGCUCGAGAGCGUUGGCAACUCUGAGGUCAAGAUCGCGGUGACCAACAACGGCGAGAAGGUCCUCAACCUCCUCAGCAAGGGUACUUUCCUCGACGAGGUUGCCCCUGUCGAGAAGGUCCAGGUCUACUCUGCAGCUGGCUCCGCCAAGGUCCCGUUUGAGGGCAUCAAGCUUCGUCUGCUGACUUCCGGUCUGGCCGCUGAUGACUUCGUUGCUCUGAAGGCCGGAGAGACCAAGGAAGUUACUGUUGAGGCUGCCUCUCUCCACUCGCUCAACGAUGGUGGUGAUUUCGAGGUCUUCGCCAGUGGUCUCAUCCCAUACGCCGAGGAGAACUCGACUGAGCUGUCCGGAACCCUCCCAUACGACUCUGAGAAGCUCACCAUCACUGUUGAUGGUGCACAGGCUGCUAAAGUCAACAAGGCUCUGGAUCUGUCAAAGCGUACUUCUGUUCGCUCCAGCUGCACUGGCACCAAGCUUACUGCCAUCCGCACCGCUCUGAGCAACUGCAACAAGCUUGCCACCUCUGCUGCCUCAGCAGCUACCGCUGGCACGAAGCUCACCACCUACUUCAAGUCGACCACUACAGCCACCAAGAACUCUGUCUCUGGUCGUUUGACUGCCGUCGCACGUGAUUGCGCCAGCACUACUGCUACUACCACCACCAACUGUGAUGACCAGUACAGCGGCUGCUCCUCCAACGUUCUGGCCUACACGGUCCCAUCCACCAGCUACAUCACCUACUGCCCCAUCUUCUUCUCCGCCCUCCCAGCUCUUAGCUCCACCUGCCACGCCCAGGACCAGGCCACCACUGUUCUUCACGAGGAGUGCCACGCCAACAGCGUCUACAGCCCUGGUACUGAUGACCUCGGCUACGGCUACAGCGCUGCCACAGCCCUCAGUACCUCUCAGGCUCUGAACAACGCCGACUCCUUCGCUCUGUACGCCAACGCUAUCUACGACACCCCAUCACUCCGCUCCAAACUCCACGGCUUCCCAUGGCGCAUCCUGCUCAUCGUCUCCCUCCUCCCCCUCAGCCUCGCGCCCAUCAUCAUCCUCUCCGCAAUCGCGGAAAUGGCCUCGCAGAACUACAUUCGCGGCCGCUCGUGCUACCCAAACGGACUGUGGAAAGAAGCCGCGGGCGCGACGUGGCGCAUCAUGGACAGCACGUAUUUCUUCACGCCAAACCUUAGUUUCGGGGCCAUGACGUUCACGCAAGUCAAAGUCAUCGAUGUCGCGUGGGAUCUGGUGGUGGGGCGCGGGGGACAGAUGGGGCUUGCGUGGGUCAACUGGGUCGUGUUGAAUGAGUGGCUGACUUGCGCUACAGACGACGAGUUGGACGAUGUUGGGGGUCUCGGCGAAGGAGUUUUUGUGUUUUGGCGGCAGGAGCUGGAGUAG